Molecule: messenger RNA, 2993 nt
Organism: Amborella trichopoda
Lineage: Eukaryota; Viridiplantae; Streptophyta; Magnoliopsida; Amborellales; Amborellaceae
Source: RefSeq, a predicted model, not a curated record
UAGUUGUGCCAUUUGUCUUGCUAACACAUUUUCUCUCUCUAAAUAUGCCAUUCCUUUCUCUCUCUAAUGGUGCCUUUCUGUCUCUCUUCUAUCUCCCUGUGAAGCCGUGAAGCCUAAGGCUUCAUUAGUAUCAGUAUGAGGCUUGAUAUACGUAUUUCAGAAUUUCCGGACAGGUUAUCAAAUAAGUAUUCUAGAUAUUCCAAAUAUUAACAGUUCCAGAUUCCAGGGACCUAGAACUACUUCCAAGUUCCACAGAACCCCCAGCGCACAUGACCUAUUAUUACUCUCUGCUCCGCAUCCUUUAAAUUAUUGAUAGAGGACGAGGGCCCAUUUCCUUUGGUUUGGGGAGAAAUUAAUUGAUUAAUGAUGGGGCAUGGUGUUCACAAGAAGCAACCAGCGUUCCCCUGCCCAUUGGUAGGAAGAAUAGCUUUAUUUCCAAGCUUUUAGUUGCAGAGGAUUUUGAUCGAAAAAAUUGCCAUAGCUUUAUUUCUAAGCUUUAGUUGCAGAGGAUUUUAAUCGAAAAACUUGCCAUCUCUAGGCAAUUGAGUCCACAUAAAAAAGUUGGGGAUCAACGCUCCCUUCUUCCUUAUCUUCCUCCAAAGAAAUAUACUGUUUUUCUUUCAUCAGAAAUGGUUGCAGUUUGGAACAACAAAGAGCUCUUGAGCUGGUAUCUCAUCGCCUUAACGCUUCAAAAGAAGGUUCAGGCUGGCGCCCCAACAUCAGAAUCCAGACCCGAACCAUCAUCCUUGGGUAUUGAGGGAGAAAAAGAUGGUGUUGAAAAGUUGGAUGAAGAAAUUAUCGGUAAGUCGGAGACUCGCGAGGAGGAGUGGGUGAUAACCAUUAGAGAGAAACUGGCGCAAGCACAUGAUGAGGAGGUGAGGAGCUUGUGGGAAAAGGUCAGCAUCUACAGAGUCCCAAAGAGUCUGCGUGAAGGAGACGAGAAGGCAUUCAUGCCUCAGGUGGUUUCGAUCGGACCCUACCACCACAAUAGGCCACGCCUGCGUGACAUGGAACGCCACAAGUGGCGAGCCCUCAGUCACACCCUUACCCGCACCACCCAGGAUGUCACCCGCUACCUCGAUGCUGCUCGCGAAAUGGAGGAGCGCACGCGACAGUGUUAUGCGGCCCAUAUCUCCCUCAGCCCCGAUGCCUUUGUGGAGAUGAUGGUGCUUGAUGGUUGCUUCGCCCUCGAGGUGAUGCGUGGAGCCAUCGACGGGUUCCAUCAACUCGGCUACUCUCGGGAUGACCCUGUGUUUGCCAUGCGUGGGGUGAUCCAUGCCUUGCAAAGGGACAUGAUAAUGCUCGAGAACCAGCUUCCCCUCUUUGUCUUUGAUCGCUUUCUAGGUAUCCAGACCAGCAACCCCGAUGAGAGCGCUAGUGCCACCCAAUUGGCCCUUUGUUUCUUCGACCCCAUCAGGCCCAAUGACGAGCCCUUUCUACAGAAGGAGAGUAAUCGAUUUCGUAAUAUGGACCCCCCCACCCAGCUCGGAUUGUUCGAUCCAUUAGGAGAUGAAGGCCUACAUUUCCUCCAUGUUUUCCGUCGAAGCCUGCUUUUGACCUAUCCAAAUCCCCCGUCUAGACAUCGAUUGCAUGUUAAGCAUCCCCCACCAGUCCGGGCAACAGACAAGAGGCGACAACAGCUCAUCCACUGCGUGACCGAGCUGCGGGCAGCUGGGAUCAAGUUAAGGAAGAGGAAGACAGACAGGUUUUGGGACGUGAGGUUUUCCAGAGGGGUUUUACAGAUCCCUCGCCUGCUCAUCCAUGAUGGGACCAAGUCUCUGUUCCUGAACCUCAUGGCAUUUGAGCAAUGUCACCUUGAGUGUGGGAGUGAGAUCACAUCUUACAUUAUUUUCAUGGACAAUUUGAUCAAUUCUCCGGAGGAUGUGAGGUACCUCCAUUAUCGCAGGAUCAUCGAGCACUGGUUGGGGAACGAUGAGGAGGUGGCGGAGCUGUUCAAUAACCUGUGCCGAGAGAUCGUGUUUGAUAUGAAGGAUAGUUAUCUUUCCCGACUGUCAGAGGAGGUGAACAAGUACUAUGACCACAAGUGGAAUACUUGGGGAGCCACCCUCAGACAGAACUAUUUCAACAACCCUUGGGCCAUCAUCUCCUUCUUUGCUGCCCUUGUUCUGUUGAUCCUCACAUUCACACAGACCUUCUAUUCUGUUCUAGCUUAUUACAGACCUCCAUCAUAGUUCAUCAAUCCACCUCUCUCUCUCUCUCUCUCUCAUAUUCCUAUUUUUUCAAGUCCAUGUUCAAGUUGAAUUUCACAAAUUCAGGUAAUCAUAUUUCUAUUUUUUCAAGUCCAUGUUCAAGUUGAAUUUCAGAAAUUCAGGUAACCAGUCAUUUGUCAAAGCAAACAGAAUUACUUGUCUCUGUACUCAACCAAGAGGUAAGGCAUCCCAUGUUUUCAACAAUAGUUGAUAGGUAUCAAUCGGAGAUGAAAGCAAAUCCUUCCACUCUCAAAGACACAUGGAAGUCCACCUUGAAAUCCUGAUUGGCAUUUAUACGCAUCCUAGAGCCAAAAACAGAAAUUCCAAAAUAAAUUUUAAAAGGAUAAGUCCCAGGCACUUCUUGAGCAAGCUCUAUGAACUCGUAGGUUGGGGAGUCCUUGAAUCCCAUUUAUGAAAGAACUGGCAUCUGCACAUUCCCAUCUUAGGACCUGGGUGGAGUUGAACUGGCUCAUUUGCAAUUCAUGAAACAUCAAUCUUGCCAUUGGGACCAGGAUAGGGAUCAGGACUACAGGAGUCAUGACAAGGUAGAAGAAUGUUUUGAUUGCGAACAUUAUCCACACAAUGCAUAUACCAGGGAUCGAGAACUCUAAAUGUUUGGCAUCAAGGUGCCACCUUUUGGGAUGUUGUUCCUAAUCUUGAAGUGUAUAUGAGGAUUAUACAUACUCUAAAAGUAUAUCUCUCUCCGUUUAUAAGCAGCCAGUAGAGUAGCUACAUUUAAGUAUGAGAAAAGUUUAUAUAGAGUCGAGGCUCUAAACAAUCAAA